AGCUUAAUAUAGCUACAUGAACGCAUCUUCCGAAAUGAACGUGCCUACUAUCUACAAAACUCGGCAUACAAAUUUGAACGCAUCCACAUCCACUCCGCAGAGCACACUGCUGAAACAAACAACCAAACAAACCUAUUUUACAGCUGUUUUGAUUUGAUUUUUUGUGGGGACAGCAAAAAAAUCGUGCAUGCGUACGCUAGUGCGCUCGUUGUCGUUAUAUGCGAAAAGAAAUUUGUUGAUAAUUUUUUUUUUGUUAUUUUACACUACUUUUACCCUGAGAAAAAGCUAUAAUGAUAUCAGUCACACACCGAUUCCUGUAACUUAUAUGAUUCUAAAAAGGAAAACGAUUAAACACUGUAUUGUUCAUGCUGAAUUGACUGCCACCAAGAUCUGACAACUCUUUGCUCCCUUUGUCGCCAAAUAAUAGCUUUCUUGACGGACAAUCUUUUAUCGAAUUUUCCAAACGUUGGCUCGAAACAAAAUAUCCUAUGAAUUAUGAAUUUUAGCUAACAAAAUAGGGCAGCCGAUAAAUAAAAGCCAUGGGCGAUACACCCGAAGCACUAACUGCUAUUGAAAGUAUGGAUAGUAGAGUGGUAGUAUCUUUUGAUUGGCAUGAAUUUGCAUGCGGCUGUGGAGCCGCUUUUGUCAAUUUAGGAUUGACCUAUCCUAUUUAUAAGCUGAUAUUUCGACAAAUGUUGCAUGGCGUCGGAAUAGGUUCUGCCUUUGAUCAACUGCGACACGAAGGAAUUACUUAUUUAUAUCGUGGUAUAUUCCCACCACUUGCGCAAAAAACUGUCUCACUGUCGAUUAUGUUCGGAGUGUACGAUGGAACUCGACGUAUGUUAGUUGAGGGGUUUCACAUGAACAACUAUGCGGCGAAGAUAAUUUCUGGCCUUACGGCUGGAACAUUUGAGGGUGCUUUGUUGCCAUUUGAAAGAGUACAAACUUUGUUGGCUGAUUCAAAGUUUCAUCAUCAUUUUAAAAAUACGCCUGAAGCGUUUCGUUAUGUGAUGACGAAUCAUGGGUUCCUAGAGUUGUAUAGAGGAAUGGUGCCGGUAUUAAUACGAAAUGGACCAUCGAAUGCAGCUUUUUUUGUAUUGCGUGAGGAGGCUAAUACACGAAUUCCUAACGAUGCUUCUUUAGCGUCUCGAACAAUGCAAGAGUUUAUUGCUGGCGCAGUAAUUGGUGCUUCAUUAAGUACAAUCUUUUAUCCAAUGAACGUUAUCAAAGUCUCAAUGCAAAGCGAAAUGGGACACAAACGGGAAAAAAUGUGGACGGUAUGCCAAAGAAUAUACCACGAACGUGGUGGUAGAAUAUCAUAUUUUUUCCGAGGUUGUGGCUUCAAUGCGUUCAGGUCGUUUAUGAGUUGGGGUGUUAUGAACACUGCCUAUGAAAAAAUAAAGGAACUGAUCACAUGAUAGAAAAUCUAAUAACGUGAUAAUAUUUUCGCCAGUGUAUUAUAUAGUUUAAAAUGAGAUAAAUAAUUAGAAUUGUAUUGUAAAAAUAUCAAAGUGUAAGGAUCUAUGUAUUUAUUUUAGAUUUUGUUAUUUAUUAUUAUAUACAAUUGCCGCCAACAAAAAAAACAUAAUAACACAAUAUGUUUGUAAAUAGCUUAUAACCAAUAGGUAUACCUUAACCAAACGCGUUGUGGAAUCAAGUCGAGACGUACAUUAACGUAGAAUUUGAAUUGUUGCAUUUAAUGUAAUAUAAUCUGUCGCUAUACCCGUAAUUGAAAUUAUUAAAUCCAAAAAUCAAAUUUAUCAUGUUCAAAGUUUCAAUUUUU
Messenger RNA from Episyrphus balteatus (marmalade hoverfly), 1783 nucleotides. RefSeq names its product mitochondrial nicotinamide adenine dinucleotide transporter SLC25A51. Lineage: Eukaryota; Metazoa; Arthropoda; Insecta; Diptera; Syrphidae. Bases 540 to 1418 code for a protein of 292 amino acids. The transcript has 4 exons. The record is from RefSeq and is a predicted model, not a curated record.